UCCCAUCUCUCUCUCUCUCCCUCUCUCUGUCUCUCGGAAUCGCAGAGUCGGCGAUAAUCCCACUUGGAAUACGGAACUAUCUCUGUAAUGCAACUACACAUACUUCGAGGCCUCUCUCUCUCCUCUCUGGAAUUCAUCGGACACUCUCGCUUCAUCUUCUCCGGUCACCGGCAAAAUCUCCGGUGAUUUCAAGUAUAUCGAAAGUUUUGAUUUUCAUUCUCUCUCUCUCUCUCUUCACAUUCGCAAUCCACUAGUCUCUCUCUGUUUCUCCCUCAAUUUUGGCUCGAUCACUUGUUUGUUGCGUAAUUUUAUUGAUUGAUCGUCACUGAUUCUCGAAAUUUCUGAUCCAUUCGAUCGUUUUCUGAGUUCAAUUAGUUGAAUUUUUGGCGAAACUACUUGGAAACUCAAUAGUUGAAAACAACAUAGAGGGAUUUACAUACAUAGAAUUGUAUAGGAAUUUUGAGUGGUAAACCAAAGCAGACAUGUUGGAUCUUAAUCUGAGUAUUCUCGACAAUGAAGUCUUGGCGAACGUUCCAGAAAGUUCGGAGGAGGAGUCAGGGACUUCGAAUUCUUCGGUGGUAAAUGCCGAAGCUUCUUCUAGCAAUGCCGGCGACGAUGACUCUUGCUCCACACGCGGAGACAUCUUCGCCUUCAAUUUCGAUAUCUUGAAGGUCACCGCCGCCACCACAGAGUCUGAGGUGGAAGGUAAUGAGAAUCGGAUGACUCGGUCUGAGUUUGUGACUCGCCAGCUCUUCCCUUCGAUCGGAGGAGUUGGUGGGUUAACUCAGGGUCUGAGUUCGUCAUCGCCCUCGUUUUUGCGGCCUAAUUGGGUAGAUCCAUCGUUGAAUCAAGCUACUAGUCAUGGUGGAUUAGCAGAGGUGAGAGUGGUGAAGCAGCAGGUGAAGAAGAGUAGACGGGGACCGAGGCCUCGGAGCUCACAAUACAGAGGAGUCACCUUCUACAGAAGAACUGGAAGAUGGGAAUCGCAUAUAUGGGAUUGCGGGAAACAAGUAUAUUUGGGUGGGUUUGACACUGCACAUGCUGCUGCUAGAGCAUAUGAUCGAGCUGCAAUCAAGUUCCGCGGUAUUGAAGCUGACAUUAAUUUUAAUCUCAGCGAUUAUGAAGAUGAUCUGAAACAGAUGACGAAUAUGACCAAAGAAGAAUUUGUGCACAUACUCCGUCGCCAGAGCACUGGUUUCUCGAGGGGGAGCUCAAAAUACAGAGGGGUGACUCUGCACAAAUGUGGCAGAUGGGAAGCUCGAAUGGGACAAUUCCUUGGCAAAAAGUAUAUAUAUCUUGGGCUAUUCGACAAUGAAGUAGAAGCUGCAAGGGCUUAUGACCAAGCAGCUAUCAAAUGUAAUGGAAAGGAAGCAGUCACCAACUUUGAGCCAAGUACGUAUGAUGGGGAGAUGAUCUCUGAGGCUUAUCAUGAAGGUGGUAACCACAAUCUUGAUCUGAACUUGAUGAUUUCAGCCCCGUCUUCUGGAGAUGGCCCAAAGGAUAAUGGAAGUUUGAGGCAUUUGCAGUUUCACCCUUAUGAAGUCCAUGGUGCAAGGAGAUCAAAUAUGGAGAGCCCUGCAACAACUACAUUAGGGAAUCCAACUCUUAAAGGGCAGGCAAUGACAUCAGACCACCAUCCCUUGUGGACUGGUUUACAUCCUAACUUCUUUCCCAAUUAUGAGGAAAAAGCAACAAGAAGAGGAAUUGAAGAGGGUUCUUCACAAGGAUCACCAAACUGGGCGUGGCAAAUGCAUGGUGGUCAGGGUAACACUGCCCCAACAAGAGUCUCUACGGCAGCAUCAUCAGGAUUCUCAUCUGCAGCUACUACCACUGCUGCUUUCUCAGCUUCCGUUCAUCCAUCAAAACUCCUCAAACCAACCGCCCUCCAUCUCUGUUUUCCUUCAUCUGCCACGGCAAGCAGUAACUAUCAAUACUACUACCAAAUGAGGCCGCUACAACCCCCACCGUAAUCGGUCUUUUUCACUGCACCAAGGAUAGAUAGGUAGGCAUAACCAUCUCUUUUUGUUCAUUUUUUGCACUUCAAAUAUUGAUCGAUAUACACCAAGAUCUGGCUUGUGACCUUGGCAAAACCAUUACCAUACCAUGUAGAACUUGAGAGUUGACAAAUACAACAUGGCAUGUUUGAUUUUAAGCUUUUUUA
Messenger RNA from Camellia sinensis, 2161 nucleotides. RefSeq names its product APETALA2-like protein 3. Gene Ontology annotation, biological process: regulation of DNA-templated transcription. Gene Ontology annotation, molecular function: DNA binding; DNA-binding transcription factor activity. The record is from RefSeq and is a predicted model, not a curated record. Lineage: Eukaryota; Viridiplantae; Streptophyta; Magnoliopsida; Ericales; Theaceae.